This is a messenger RNA of Seriola dumerili (greater amberjack), 1895 nucleotides long. RefSeq names its product inositol monophosphatase 1-like. Gene Ontology annotation, molecular function: inositol monophosphate 1-phosphatase activity. Gene Ontology annotation, biological process: signal transduction; phosphatidylinositol phosphate biosynthetic process; inositol metabolic process. The transcript is spliced from 8 exons. Lineage: Eukaryota; Metazoa; Chordata; Actinopteri; Carangiformes; Carangidae. Bases 408 to 1244 code for a protein of 278 amino acids. The record is from RefSeq and is a predicted model, not a curated record.
CUAUCCGGUGGUGGGUGUGUUAGCAUUACCCCAUUGAAACUGUGCUUGUAUUGUAGCUCUUUUUAACGUUAAAUAAGACUCAUUACAAAGCAGCCUAGCAAAACCGUCAGUUUAAAAUCUCAAGCCGUGGUUGUCGUUAAGCUCAGGCCCUGUUUAUUCCGGUUUCCCCCUUGUAAAAACUAAGAGCUAACUAGCAUAGGGAGCUAACUGAGCUAAACAGCUAUCGUUCGCGCCGCACAGAUUUAUCUCCUAAUUAUCUACCGUAGUUUUUUCAAGGCACUAGCUCACGGCUUGUAUCCAAGACAACUAUUAGCCUAAAACGCUAAUUAAAUCCUUCUGUAAGUGUUUACACUCCCUUUAAAGUCUCGGCUUAUCUGUGAGUGUUUCUGCUGCUCCUCCAUAUCAACAUGAGUGAUCCUUGGAAAGAGUGUAUGGACCACUGUUUGGAGGUCACCAAAAAGGCUGGAGAGAUGAUCCGUGAGGCGCUCCAAAAGGACAUCGCCGUCAUGCAGAAGAGCUCACCAGUCGACCUGGUGACCGAGACGGACCAGAAAGUGGAGCAGCUUAUUAUAUCCUCCAUCAAGGAGAAGUACCCCACACACAGCUUUAUAGGUGAAGAGUCAGUAGCUGCAGGUGCACCAAGUGUUCUGACUGACGAUCCCACUUGGAUCAUCGACCCUAUUGAUGGUACCACCAACUUUGUUCACAGGUUCCCAUUUGUGUCUAUAUCAAUUGGCUUCACUGUGAAGAAAGAGAUAGAGUUCGGGAUUGUCUACAGCUGCAUAGAGGACAAAAUGUACACAGCACGGAAAGGAAAAGGCGCAUUCUGCAAUGGAGUCCCUAUCAAAGUGUCUGGACAAGAAGAUAUCAGCCAGUCUCUGGUACUGACAGAAAUGGGCUUCAAGAAGGAUCCCGAGAUAUUCAAAACAAUGUUGGCCAACAUCAAGGCCAUCCUCACCAUCCCUGUACAUGGAAUCCGUUCCCCGGGCAGCGCAGCUGUCAACAUGUGUCUGGUAGCGUGCGGCUCGGCUGAUGCUUACUACCACAUGGGCAUCCACUGCUGGGACAUGGCCGGAGGGGCGGCGGUCGUUACUGAAGCUGGAGGCGUUAUCAUGGACAUUUCAGGUGGAGCCUUUGAUCUGAUGUCUCGGAGGCUGAUUGUGGCCAGCAGCCGAGCGAUAGCAGAACGCAUCGCGAAGGAGAUAACGGAGUUUAACGUCGGCAGGGACGACAAGGACGACUAGUAAGCUUCUACACUCCUCUCGGCGAAAAGUCAUUUAAACACACUCAUAUCUUUGGUAUUCAACAGGUCGGGAUUCUGUUUUUGCCUUAAGAACCAAAAGGAUGAACUUACCUUUUGAACACCAGCUGAGUGGGUUUGUUAAAAUACUCAGCGCUUAGACUUCCAGCCGUCUUCCUGCUUUUGUUUUGAGUCAUUGUUGUAUUUCUGCACUUAGUGAUUCACAGAUUCAGAUUUUUUUAUUCUGUUCAGUAAUGACAUUAUUAGUAAUGAAGAGGACGUGAUAAAGGAAUCUAUAUGUCACGAUACACUCUUGAUUUUAUGGUGUCUAAUCACAUAGCCAUUUUUUUAUCAUUUAUAUUUAUUGAUAUGAAUGAUGCAGCCAGAACAACAGCAAGGAACUGAUAAAAUACCUCACUCCAGCACAAGGUUUGACCAAUAAUAUUGCUUUUCUGUUCUUAGGUUAUUGUAUUUUUUUGUGUGUAUAGAUACAUUCAUUUAUACAGUAAGUAUACUCUUUGGUUUGCACUAUUAGAACAAAAUGUACAGCAAACACUACGUACAUUCAACUUCUGUACUGUAAAACUGCUUCUUUAUUAGACUGAAAUUGUGUGCAGUAUGUUUUAAAAGUGAGUUUUGUAAGAAUGUAAUGAAA